GUACCUGUCUCACACCGUGUGCGAUGCCAUCGAGCAAGGCAUCAUUUGCAAGGAGGACUUCCCUCGAGCAAUCCUGGAGGACAAGCACAGCAAGUACAAUGCCAGCAAGGGCCGCUUCGAAGCAGUCGUCGUUUUCAUGGACGCCUCGGGCUUCACAGCGCUGACGGAGUCCCUGGCGCGACAGGCUCACGGAGCCGAAGAGAUUGGUUCAUGUUUGAACAACUUUUUCGGCGCCCUCAUUGAGAUCAUCACCCGUCAUGGAGGAGAUGUGCUGAAGUUCAGCGGGGAUGCCCUGACCAUCCUUUGGCGAGUAGAGGACGAAGGCGUUCCAUGGCGUUCCCGAUCACCGAGCAAAUCCACCAAUUCAUCUUGCACCCUGCCGCCGGUGAGCAAAGCUGAUGCGCGCUUCAGCGCCGCGGCAAACGCUUGCCGGUGCUGCAUGGAGGUUCAAAGCCGCGUGUCCAGCUUCGGAGCCACGCCCGUGCCCGGUGUGGUUCUGACGCUACACAUCGGCGUGGGCUUCGGCCCGCUGACACUUUUGCAGCUGGGUGGAGUCCUGGAUCGCUGGGAGUUUUGUGCAGCUGGGCAGCCGCUGGAGGAGGUGGCGAUCGCGGAACCUUUGGCUCAUUCUGGUGAGACCGUUGUCAGCUCGAGUGUUCAGGAGGUACUGGCUUCGAAAGGACAGAGCAGCGAGUUCUGCUUCGAGGCCGGCUUUCCGGAGCAACCCGGCUACGCCCUCCUCACUUCCACAGCUGCUCCGCUGGGGAGUGGAAAGGAGCACCCACGCUCGCCAGCGCGGCGCACGCUGGAUGCCAGUGUCGUCCAACGUUACGUGCCACAGGCGGCCAAGAGGAAUCUCUCCCAAACAUCUGUAGAGGCAUUGAUCCUGGGUCUACAGCCCGAGAUGCGCCGCGUCUCUGUGAUCUUCCUUUCUAUCCGAGGCCUCAAUCCUGGAUCGCUGACACCCACCGGAGAUGAUCUGCGUACGCAACAGGUCGUGAAGCUCUUGCAGCAGUCCUGCUACGCCUUCGAAGGUAGCGUCAACAAAUUCCUUGUGGAUGACAAAGGCAUGCUGCUUCUUUGCGCCUUCGGACUUCCGCCGUUGAACCACUACAUCGACGACCC
Molecule: messenger RNA, 1125 nt
Organism: Symbiodinium sp. CCMP2592
Lineage: Eukaryota; Dinophyceae; Suessiales; Symbiodiniaceae
Source: the annotation of a GenBank genome assembly